Molecule: messenger RNA, 988 nt
Organism: Macrobrachium nipponense
Lineage: Eukaryota; Metazoa; Arthropoda; Malacostraca; Decapoda; Palaemonidae
Product: macrophage mannose receptor 1-like
Exons: 8
Coding region: 23-988 (321 amino acids)
Molecular function (GO): signaling receptor activity
Source: RefSeq, a predicted model, not a curated record
AUACUGCCCUGAUGGCUGGCUAAUGAAUGAGGACAGGUGUUACUACCUGAGCGAUGUCGAAAAGACUUGGCAGGACGCCAGAAAAUACUGCCAGGAUCAUCAGGCCGAUCUCAUCUCCAUCAAUUCUUGGACUGAGCAGGAUUUUGUCCAUACUAACAUAGACACGGAAAUCCUAAUCGGAUACAGCGAUCAAGUGGACGAAGGUGUGUGGGUUUGGAACGACAAGUCCACAGGUGGAAUCGUUAAUUGGGAUACAGGGGAACCCAAUGGCAAGAACACACAGAACUGUGGCUCUAUGUACGGCACCAACGGCAAAUGGGACGAUUGGUUUUGUGACAAGGCGAGAAACUUCGGCUGUGAAAUGGCCGCAUCUGACACUCCUUUGGAACCCACUGCUACCCCGACGUCCACAGUGCCACCCUAUUCCGAAGCCUGUGGCCCCGGAUGGAUCGAGAACCACCUAACAGGAGAGUGUUACCACAUGUCCCUCGAAGAAAUGGAUCAGUUCUCUGCUCAGGAACACUGCCGAAGGAUGGACGAGUCUGGUGACGCCACGCUCCUGUCUCUCUCGACGAAAGAUGAACAGGUUUACGUUUGGGACUACAUUAGACAUCAGUACUACAGUCAGCAGGCCUUUACAAUCGGUAUGAUGAAUGAAAUCAACCAAGGUAAUUACUGGAUGGAUAAUACACCUGUCAGCUUCUUCAACUGGUACCAUGGAGAGCCUUCUGGUGACGGUACCUGCACAGGUCUCAAUUACAAACCCCCUUCGCCUUCACCACCUCCAGAUCCUAUCUGCCCCUCUGGCUGGACACCCUUCAACAGGCACUGCUAUUACUUUUCAAAUAUCACAGACACCUGGAACGGUGCCAAAUCCUGGUGUGAAUCCAACUUGAACAGUAACUUGGCGUCUGUUGAAAAUGCUGAUGAGAAUGACUUCUUAGCGGACUUUGUCAUUUUUGAUGAUCAGCAACUUUUUAAGGUGUAA